This is a messenger RNA of Adineta ricciae, 2028 nucleotides long. The record is from the annotation of a GenBank genome assembly. Lineage: Eukaryota; Metazoa; Rotifera; Eurotatoria; Adinetida; Adinetidae.
AUGCAAGUUUUUGUCCGAACAUUUACAGGUAGAACUAUUACUAUUGAUUGCGAACGAUCAGAUACAAUCGGACAAAUCAAAGACAUAGUUCAUGAUAGAGAAGGUGUUCCAUCCGAUCAGCAACGUUUUAUUUUUGCUGGAAAACAACUCGAAGACAAACGAACGCUUACCGAUUACAACAUUUUAAAUGGAUAUACCAUUCAUCUGGUGUUGCGUCUUCGAGGUGGAAUGAUGAUAUUUGUGAAAACUUUGACUGGUAAAACGCUCACCCUUGAAAUCGAUCCAUCGGAAUCGAUUGAAAAUAUCAAAGACAAAAUUUUUGAUAAAGAAGGUAUUCCACCAGACCAACAACGUAUGAUUUUUGCUGGUCGACAGCUCGAAGAUGGACGUGCUGUGAGUGAUUAUAAUAUUCAAAAGGAAUCGACACUUCAUCUUGUGCUCCGCUUACGAGGUGAUUCAGGAAUGUCUUCUACGGCUCGUGCAAUAGGAUUUUCUGUUGGUGGUGCUAAAGAUAUUAACAACUUCCGAGAAAAUAUUCAGAAUAAUCAUUUACCGAUUGUCACCGACGUGUCUUACGAAGGACUUUUCAAUGAUUAUUUCUUCGAUACUGGUGAUCAAUCAAACGAUUCUCAAGAAAAACAAUUGUUUUGUCCAUCCUAUUCUAUAGCAAUAACAAAAAAUCCGUUACAAGACGAACGAACACAACAGACUAUGGAAUAUUACAUGACUGUCGGUUUAAAUUCUAAUUUAACUGAAGAAACUUUCAAACGAAACCCAAUGAAUUUAGUCAUUUGUAUUGAUAAAAGUGGAUCAAUGUCAUCACCAUUCAAUCGUUAUUAUUAUGAUCGUACUGGAUCUCAAACUACAAACAAUGAAGCCGAGUUCGAUACACGUUCGAAAAUGUCGAUAACCAAUGAAGUUAUUGCCAAAGUCAUUGAUCAUCUGAAACCAAAUGAUCGUUUAGCAAUAGUGACAUUCGAUUCCCAAACGUCGAUUUUCCAACCAAUGAAGAAAAUCAAUAGUUUAAAUAUGGAAAAGUUAAAAUCUCUUGUGGCACAGAUUCGUGCUGAUGGUAGUACAAACAUGAGUGCAGCGUUUGAUACUUGCGCCGCAUUGUUCGAAGACGUGUCUCUAAUAGAAGAUCAAGAAUAUAACCAUCGAAUCCUGUUUCUUACCGAUGCACAGCCGAAUGAAGGUUACUUAAAUGAAUUAAGUUUAAAUUCACGUCUCGAACAAUUAGCACGACAUCGUAUUUACUUGACAUUUGUUGGCGUUGGAAUUGAUUUCAAUACAAACCUGAUAUCUUCGAUUACCAAACAUCGCGGUGCAAAUUAUUUCUCCGUGCACAAUUCGAAGAAAUUUCUCAAACUACUGGAUGAAGAUUUCGAUCUCAUCUUAACACCAUUAGUAUUCAAUGUUCAAAUGAAAUUGCAAUCGAAUAUAUUCGAUGUCGAACGUGUUUAUGGUUCGCCUGAAUGGGAUGAAACAAAGCGAAAUGAAUUGAUCAAAAUUAAUACUUUAUUUCCAUCGCGAACGGACGAUGAUGAAUGUACACGGGGUGGAGUUGUUCUUUUGAAAUUAAAAUUAAAAGUCAAAGAUUCGUUGGAGAAAGCAUCGAAUACCCAAGCGCAUUUUGCGGUCACAUAUGAAGAUCGUUUGGGUAAAGUUUAUGAAGAACAACAAACGAUGUACAUGCGAAUUGGAAACGAUGAAGUUCAUUAUGAUAAUUUAGGUAUUCGAAAAGCGAUUCUCUUGGUAAAUUAUGCAGUUUUAUUGAAGAAGUGGAUUACCUACGAACGCGAACAACAUUUUCAGAAGAAAACGAUUAUUUCUCAUGUAGAUGAAACGAAUGUGAACAAUUUAGGUGAAUGGGAACGACAAUCGACUACAUUAGUUGUAUCCGAUCAAUCCCGAAAAGUAUUCAAGGAAUUCCUACAUCACUUUCAAAUGGAAAUGGAGGCAUUAAAUGAUACAGAUCUCGAACAAGAAGUGAAACUUAUGAAAAAAUUGAUUGAAUAUAAAAAUUAA